CGGCUCGCCCCGGCUCGGCUCGCCCCGGCACCGCGGGCCCCCGCCCGCCACCAUGCUGCCCCCCGCCCUCAGCCUGCUGCUGCUCCUGGGCUGCCUCGGCGCCGCCAGGGGAAACCUCUCCCGCGACGAGAGCCAGCCCACGACGUCAGACGAGACGGUGGUGGCGGGUGGUACGGUGGUGCUCAAGUGCCAGGUGGAAGAUCCUGAUGACUCCUCGCUGCAGUGGUCCAACCCUGCCCAGCAGACCCUCUACUUUGGGGAGAAACGAGCCCUGCGAGAUAACAGGAUCCAGCUGCAGAAGUCCACACCGAAUGAGCUGACCAUCAGCAUCAGCGAUGUGGUGCUGUCGGAUGAGGGUGAAUACACCUGCUCUAUCUUCACCAUGCCCGUGCGGACUGCCAAAGCUCUUGUCACCGUGCUAGGAAUCCCCCAGAAACCCCAAAUCUUCGGCCAUGAGCAGCCCAUCGAUGAAGAGAAGAUAGCCCGGCUGACCUGCCGGUCCUCUGGCAGCAAGCCCGCAGCCCAGCUCCGGUGGAGGAAGGGCAACAAGGAGCUGAAGGAUGAAGGUACCGAGGUGGUAGAGGACCCCAACGGGAAGACCUUCACUGUGAGCAGUCGGGUGGAGUUCCGGGUCACCAAGGAGGACAACGAUGCUGAAGUGACCUGCACCGUGGACCACGAGUCCUUGCAGAACACAGAGAGGUCGACCACACAGAAGCUGCAGGUCCACUACAAGCCAACGGCAAAGAUCGAGCCGCAUCCCCUGUACCCACGGGAAGGCGAGAAGCUCCGGCUGCAGUGCGACGGGCAGGGCAACCCCGUCCCCCAGGAGUUCCUGUGGGAGAAGGAAGGCAGCGACACACCCCUGCAGCUGAGCUCCGACAGCGUCCUCUUCUUCCCCUUCCUCAACAAGAGCGACAGCGGCACCUACGUCUGCACGGCCACCAGCUCCAUGGGCAGCGUCGUGGCCAAGUACAACCUCGAUGUCAGUGAUCUUUCCCAGCUCCCCACCCCACACGUUCACUCCACUCCAGCCCCUCCGCCAGGCCCUUCCCAGCCCAUCUCUCAUGCUACCAUGGCCACCGCUUCAUCCUUCACUCCAGCUCCUGUCCAAGAUGCCAGCCCAGUGCCGUCAACCUCCGGCCCAUACCAUGCAGUUAUUGGUGGGGUGGUUGCUGUCAUCGUCUUUCUCCUGCUCAGCCUCCUCAUCGUCUUGGGACACUACCUGAUCAGACACAAAGCAGGUGUAUGCGUAAGGCACGGGGAGACGGUCACAUCCAGACAUCGGCAAAACCCAGCAGAGGUGAUGUGUACCUACCUGACCCAUGAGGCCAAGGGGUCGGAUGAUGCCCCCGACGCAGACACGGCCAUCAUCAAUGCAGAGGGCGGCCAAGCCAGCGGCGAUGACAAGAAGGAGUAUUUCAUCUAGGAGCGUCGGAGAGGGCGAGAAAUGGAGCCAACAAACCCCAAUGCAAAUGGAAACCAGACCACAAACCCAACUCGACCCAACAGAUUUUCUCUCGCGCCCAGGAUGGGCAGACAGACGGACAGAGGGAUGGCAGGACAGAGAGCAGAGAGCGACCGGCCUGAGACAUGAUGCUUCUUGAACUUGUACAAAACGUUAUUACUACGAACAGCGAAAGCCCCGGCCCCGUUUGCUUGCUUGCACCUCCAUCCCUGCGACUGGCGCUCGCACUAAACACAGACCAACCAGUGAGUGAGCGACUUUCCUUCUUCCUUUGGACCUUUGCUUUGGUUUCGUGGCUGCUCUUUGCUUUGGGCCCUUGGUUGGGAUGUUGGGCUGGGGUCAAUGUAGCUCUUCCCUUUGUUUCUCUCCAUUUUGGUUUCUUUUACAUCCAAGGAUAAAAUCAGCUCCAGGCUCUGGCACAAGCUCCAGGCACCCGGGUGGCCUCUCUGUCACCAUCCCUUGCCUCGUGCCUCCCACAAGAGCUGGGACCCGUGUCCCCAUCACUCCCUGCCAGGCUUGGCUGCUGCAUGAUUCCCCAAGCCGAACGCCCGGCGCUGCCCUUGGGCUGGGGACGGGGGAGUGCCAUGGGCCCCCGGCGCGGCAGACAGCCCAGGGUUGUGCACGCCCGGAGCGGGAUGCUAAUGGGCAGCAUCUCUGCGUUUGAGGGCUCAGCACGCGUCGCCUUUGGGGGUGCAGCUCGGGGCAAGCGGGGUGGGACCCCGGGACCCUGCACUGAUUUUAUCCUUGGUGGUUCUUGUCAAACAAUGUCCAUUCGGGAGGAGAGCUGUCCUCGUGUGAUAGAUGUGUGAAGGGGGGUGAGCUUCCAGGGUGGGAACCGCUGAGGCCCCCGGAGAGACUGGGAGCUGCUGGGCAACUGCAGCUCCCCGUUCCCACCCCAGCGGGAGGGGGGAGGGCAGGGGCUUGGGGGCAAAUCUGAAGAAAAGCCCCAAGUUGCAAAUUCUCAGAUUGAAAACAUCAAUUAAACCAUCUAUUGAGAUGUUCAGUGCAGGAGGCCACCUGCACCGGGAACACAAGGCAGAGCCGGGAGAUCUAGCAGGCCUGCGGCCAUCACGACUCCCCUCUUCACCGGGCCCAGCUCUGGGGCCCCAGGAGCCCCUGGAAAGGGUAGUUUAAACCCCAAGAAUGACUGCAAUGGGAGCUGACAUGGCCAAGUGGCCCUACGGGACGUGAGCUGGAAACAACCUGGUUGACACUGCUACCAGCCUAGGGUGAUGUGAGGCCUGGGAUUUCUGUUGGCUGGGAAGAGACAUACAGAGAGAGGCUCCUUUGGGGUCUGUUCCUUGGACCUGUCUGCCUCCUUUUCCUUCCUGGCCUCCUCCCAGAGAAGACGCUGAGUAUGGUGCUGUGCUGAGGAGCACGGGACCCCACAGAGAAACAUGCAGCUCGAUGUAGCCCGGGACAGAGCUCAGCCAGGCUGGGGAUGAAGGUGGGAUUCAGCUGUAGAUCAGGCCGGCGGGUGGGAAUCGGUCCUCACUGUUCAGGGUGCUGGACUCCACAUCACAUCUGAGAUGUUCCCUCAGGCCUGGUGAGCUCCUGUUUGGAAAAGGCUGUUUUCCUCCUGGCUCCAGGGGCUGCAGCCAAUAGCAGUCUAAAUGCCCAGAUUUCGUGUCUUUAUAGUUUUGGCGGUCUCUGUGGAGGCUCGGUGGGAGGCUUGCCGUGCUUCCUAUCUGUGUGGGACCUCCCUGUGGAGAAACCAUAUCUCUUCCAAGUCAGACAAAAGCCGGAAGCUUUUUCUGACCUUUCCAACAUGUCCCAGGGGUCCACUUUCCUCGCUCCAACCCUGCAUCCGUGGGAUGCACAUUGCAGCUGCGUGGGGUUGUCUGCUCCAGCUGUCUGCAGGAUACCCCAUGCCUCCCUGGAGAGCCGGGCCAUGCCCCGGCACUCGGGAUGAGGUUUUCCCACGUGCCCAGCAGCCCAGCGUUCCUCGGCCUGGACAUGAGGGGUUUGCAGGAGCUGCCCUUUGGCUGUGCACCCCUUUGAUUUCAGGGUGUUUGGGGAAGAAGAGCCCUCCUGGAAAGAGGCAAAGCCUGCAGUGGCGUGGGUAACUUCACCUGAGAGGUAAAGGAAGAGCCUGUUUCCUCUGCCAUGGGGUACAAGAUGCCUCUGGCACCUGCCAGGGGUUGGUAAUGUCCCUCCUGUGCAGACCCUGAGAGCAGGCACAGAUCCAUGCACAUGGCACAGAGAAAAAGGCCCCAGGAAGCCUUCCCGGAGCGCGUGGUGCUGGAAGGAGGGUAAUGGGGCCGCAGAGCACAGGGCUGGUGCUGGGAAGCCAAAAGCAGCGCUGGGUUGCAGGGUGCCCUGGGGCCAAGCAGACGUGAGGAAGGGGUUGGGCACAGCUACAGGUGUUGGGGGUAUGAAUGAAUGAUGUGGUAGCAUUUGUCUCACAUGCAGAGAUGUGACUGGAUUCACUACAACUAACUUGUCUGUCAGGAGCACACAGGCAACAGGAUAUUAAGCACCUUGAGAAAGAAAUGCGUAGAGUUUUUAUCACACAUGGUGAAGAAAACCUGUGGUUUUCCCCAUUUUGUUCCUCCCUUUACAUCUGUUUGGAGGAGGACGUUGGUCUUGACGCAGCCCUUCCUGAGUGCGGUGUCCCAAAAUGCGGGGGACAAGCCAGGAGAGGAGGAUGGGCAGAGCCAUCUCGCAGCUGUGCUCCUUUUUAUUCUCAUUUUUGGAAGAGUUACUCAUGCAGGAAGGAUCUUGCUUGUACACAGCCCAUGUAGACGUGCCUGGGUCUGCAGAGAGUCCGAGACAGUAGCUCUGAGCUCGUUUCAAGGGAUGCUAACGUUGCUGUGAGAGAUAACACUGCAAAUGUCGAUGCUGUUAACUAUUUCACUGCACACCUGAGCAUGUAUGAAUGUGUGAUCUGAUGCUACUCUGAAGCUCUUUAACAUCCACUAUUGAAUAGACUUAAUUCCUUAAAAUAAAAAUGUAAGGACGUGUUUUCAAAUACAACUUAAUCUCAUUAUAAGUCUACACGGUGUAGAUCAUUACCAAAACCCACUCCCCGCUGGGGGUCUGCAAGGGAGAGGGGUUAACUGGUUACAUCUUCCUGAAAAAAGGGACUCGGGUAUUUAAGGUUAGAAAGUGAGAUUGUGCCCCGUUAGAAGCAGCAUACCACAAGCAGCACAUGGGCUUUCCAGCUGCCUGGCUCCAGCACUGCCGCUCCAGAGCUGCUUCGAGGGCUGGUGCAGGCGGUUGUCGCUGCUGCUAUCUUGGGUGCCUGAGCCAAGAGUCCAGCUGGCUGCAAAGUAUCCCCUUCCCUAGACCAUCCGCCGGACGCCGACAGCUGUAGCACACCUGGGAAAUUGGCUUCUGUGUUUGCUCGAGCUCCAGCACAGACAUCAUCAGUGCUUCCAAGCACCAGGAACAAACCUCAGCCACCUUUUUCAUGUAGUCAGGGAAAUCAGGAUUUGGCCUUCAUGCAGAUCCCAUGUCAUAACAGAAGUCACAGGAAACCUCCCAGCCCCUUCAGUGGUGCUCAGUGCAGACAUUUCCCAUGGAGAGGGGAGGACCCAGCAUGGGCAGCAUGUUGUGGCUGGAGCCACUGCCUCCUGCAGACAUCAGCUAAGGAUGGGCCAAGCCUCACCCCGAGUGGACCCGUUCCCCUCCCCUGACUGCAAAGGCUCAGUGAAAGGUCGGGUCAUGACUGCAGACAUCUAAAAGUGGUGAGAGGAGGCACACAACGCCGAGGCUGUGUGUGCAAGCAAGAACCAAAGGGCUUUUGUAGACGCAAGGGAGUGAUAGAUGAUCUGUGCCAUAGUUGUAAGGGUAGUAGAGACACCCAUGUUAUGAGUAUGAGGGGUGACAAGGUCACAGGUGUGAGGAGUGAUGGAUACCCCACGUCAUGAGUAUAGGGUGGUGAUGGAGACACCAUCUCAAGACUACGAGGCAGUGAUGGGAUACAUCAUGGUGCAUGAGGGCUGAUGGUGAACGCUGUGUCACAAGUGAUGGUGCAUCAUGCUGCUAGUGGGAGGGGUGAUCAGAAAAACCAUGUUGCGAGUGUUGUGGAUAAACCGUGUUGCAUGUAUGAGACAAUAUAUCAUGUCACAGGAGUGAGAUGUGGGAUGCACCAUUUUGUGAGUCUGCGAGAUGGUGGGAUACACCAUGCAUUGCGUAUUUGGGGGUGAUGAAUACAUCAUGUCAUGAGUGUGAAGAACAACAGGUAAACACGGUUGUGAGUGGGGGACAUGACGGGUUACACUGUUGUGUGUUGGGGUGAUGGGAUGCACUGCGUUGUGCAUCUGAGGGACAGUGGGAUUCACUGUGCCAGCAGCAAAGGCAGUGAUGGAUUACACUGUUGUGAGUGUGAGGAGUGAUGAGCUACACCAUACCGUGACUGUGUCACGGCCAUGUUGCACAUGUGGGAGAUGAUGGGAUACACCCUGUAUUGAGUGUUUUGGAUGCUUGUGGGAUACACCCUGUAUUGAGCAUUUCGUGUGCUAGGAUACACCAUGUUGCAAGUGUGAGCAGUGCUGGGAUACACUGGGUCGUGCGUGUAAAGGUGAGUUAGCUACACCAUGUCACAAGUGUGAGAGACGAUUGGAUAUACCUUAAUAGUGCAGGAGGUAGAAUAAAAAUGUAGUGUAUGAGGUGGUGAUGGGAUCCACCAUGUUACGAAAUAACAGAAUGACGACGUUUGUUUAAGAAUAAUCACAUUAGGUUUGUGGGGCGAUGGGACACAGCAGAGUGCUGGGAUAACGAGCAAUAGGAUACCCCAGGACUGUGACGCAGGGUGUUGGGAUGGUCAGCUACACCGUGUCCCAAGUGGGAGGGAUGACAUGCUGUGUAGCACGUGUGAGGGCUGAUGGGAUCCGUUGUGCCAUGAAGGGGAGGCUAUGACUGGACAUAGCAACUGUGAGGUGUCAUGGGCUGUGCUGUGCCGUGGGUGCGAGGGCGAACGCAAUACCUUGCAUAAAAGCAUGAGGGGCGAUGGCAGACGCCAUGUGCCAAGCGCAUUGUGCACCGUGCCUCGGGGUAAGGGGCUGAUGAGCUGCCGUGUCUCUUGGCUGUGAUGGGGCGAUGGGCUGUGCCAUGCCGUGAGGAUGAGAGGGGACAGGGAGACAUCAUCUCAUGAGCUUCAGUGUGAACCCUGUGUCAGAAAUGUGGGGAGGUGAUAGGGAUAUACCAUGUCACUAGUGUGGGAGAUGAGCGGAUACACCACGUGACGAGCGUAGGGAGGUGGUGGUUUACACUGUGUCACUAGUGUGACAGGGGAUGGGCUACACCGUGUCAGUGUGAUGGGGAAGCAUCGGGAUACAUUACGUCAGUAGGGUGGGGAGAUGAUGGGUGUAACUGCACCACGUGUGGGGAGUGACGGGAUGAACCAUGUCACUGCUGUUAGGAGUGGUGGGAUACACCGUGUCACAGGUGUGGGGGGAGAUAGGGUACACCUUAUCACCAGUGCAGGGGGUGAUGGGAUACAUCAUGUCACUAGCGUAGCUGGUGGUGGGGUACACCAUGCUGCGGGUGUGGAGAGGGGAGGGGACAUACCAUGUCACUGGUGGGAGGAGGUGAAGGCCAGGCAAUGUCACUGCAUUGGCAGAAUGGUUCAGGACACAAGUUGCCUCGUCAAACCUGGGUGGCCACUUCUGGACCAAAGGACUCCCGCUGCCAGGCUGGUGGGUCUCCAGGAGAGCUCCAGCCCUGUCCGCCAUCUGCCACCAGGUCUACCCUCACUGGACAGCCCAUGAGGUCCGUGUGCCCACGGCCGGUCCUGGAGAGCAUCCUCCCUGGGGGGAGGCCUCUUGGCUGCCGCCCAGGCCUCCUUGACAGCCGUGUGGACGUCCAAAUGAGCAUUGAGACCCCCUACCCCAGGUGAGACCAAGUCCUCCAGCAAAGCGAUGGCCCAGCUUGGCCACAUUUUGUGGCCAGGCGUUUUAAUUCCUGCUUAGCCCUCUGCCAACCUGAGCACCCCUUUUCUGGAUCUGCCCCCUUCCAUCUCUGCUCCCUGCGUGCACAGGCCCUGGGUCGGCGCUGCUGCUUUGCAGGAUGGUGCUCCAUGCUCUGGUCCCAUCGUCUCCAUUCCGGCGAGGGCUGGUGGGCCCCAGUGUGGCCAGGCUCACCGACGUGGGGACAUGGGGACAUCUCCUCUGGGCACAGACAUGGCGAUCAGGGCCAGAAAUCAACUGGGAAAGCUGCUCUUCAGCCAGGGAUGGACCAGCAACCCCCAGACAAGAGGAGCGGGUUGGGGCUGGGGUCGGGUGCGGAGGCAGAGCCGUCCCCAACACGGAGGGCAGCAGUGGGGGGGUGCAGCACCGGGCCCCCCAAACAGCAGCAUCCCUCAGGGCCACAGGCAGGGCCACGGGACACCCCACGGGGGACAGGGCAGCGGCAGCCCCCGGAGAGGCUCUGGAUGCUUCCCGGCCGGCACUGAACUCUCAAUAGACCAUGAAAGCCAUAUUUGUACUGAGCUCUGAACACGCCGAGGGGUGGGCAGCGGGGCAGGGCAGAGGACGGUCCGUGUUGUUGUGCUGUGUUCUUGUAUGUACAUAAAGGGAGACAACGAACGUCGAUGUUACUUUAUAACCUUUCUAAUAUCCUGUGCUAAUCUCGGAAAAAUAAUCCUAUAAAUAUAUCUGGAUUACACACGUUA
Dromaius novaehollandiae (emu) is the source of this 8084-nucleotide messenger RNA. It is a transcript of the gene CADM3, whose product is annotated as cell adhesion molecule 3. The record is from RefSeq and is a predicted model, not a curated record. Gene Ontology annotation, cellular component: presynaptic membrane. Lineage: Eukaryota; Metazoa; Chordata; Aves; Casuariiformes; Dromaiidae. The transcript is spliced from 11 exons. Bases 53 to 1429 code for a protein of 458 amino acids.